This is a messenger RNA of Staurois parvus, 325 nucleotides long. NCBI's taxonomy places the organism in Eukaryota, Metazoa, Chordata, Amphibia, Anura, Ranidae. The record is from the annotation of a GenBank genome assembly.
GCAGUCUCUGGUCAUCUCCUGUACUGUGUCCGCAGUCUCUGGUCAUCUCCUGUACUGUGUCCGCAGUCUCUGGUCAUCUCCUGUACUGUGUCCGCAGUCUCUGGUCAUCUCCUGUACUGUGUCCGCAGUCUCUGGUCAUCUCCUGUACUUGUGUCCGCAGUCUCUGGUCAUCUCCUGUACUGUGUCUGCAGUCCAUUGGUUCAGAAUAUUUUUUUUUCUUGUUUUUCGCCUCUAAAACCUAGGUGCGUCUUAUGGUCAGGUGCGUCUUAUGGAGCAAAAAAUACGGUACUUUUAUCUUCUCUGCUGUAUGAAGAUAUGCAGUGAA